UAGAGAGGGAGGGAAAAGGAGAAGUGGGUUGUGCUUGGGCAUUUGAAAUUCCGUGCUAUUGUGGCUAACUGCAUGUUUUUUUUAUCAAAAGCUAACCACUUUGUUUGUUAGGCAGAUAGAGGGAGAGGGUGUUGCUUCUGGGUCUUCAAGGGUCUCUCAAUGCAACGUCUCUUGAGGAAGCUUCAUGCAGUAAACACAUCAUGGCUUCAACACAUACAAUCCCAGAUAACAAUUGAAGUGUAAGAGAGGUCAGCGCCUCAUUCAGGAGUCAAAAGAACACAUCCUGAUUUUCGUUGGUGUAUUUCAGAUGUGUCCAAAAUGCAACGAUCGUCCUCAAAGGGACUGCACAGAAGCUGUUUCUGUUUCAAACAAAAAGGAGACUCACUAUUCAUGCACCCUAGACUUUCAAAGAACUUGUCAACAAUCAGUUGUCAGCACAAUGUCUGAAAAUCCUGUGCCUACUUUUGUAUACAGCCGAAGGAAAGACAAGGGUAAUUCUGCUGCAGCUCUCAGUACAAUGUCUGAAAUUCCUGUACCUACUUUUGUAUACAGCCGAAGGAAAGAAAAGGGUAAUUCUGCUGCAGCUGUUAGUACAUUGUCUGAAAAUCCAGUGCCUACUUUUGUAUACAGCCGAAGGAAAAAAAAGGGUAAUUCUGCUGGCACUUUCUCUGCAGCAGAUGUUCCUGAAAACUCAAAGAGAAGUGAUUGUCUUUCUGUUGUCAGUUCUGAUGUUCUUUCAAUCACAGCCAAUGAGAUACAUGGAGCUCUCCUAGUUGAACCUGAAACUGAAGGUGUAGGACCUAGUGGGAUGCCUCCUUUACACACUGGACAGCCAUUCUUAUUAAAGACGGUACUUAAUGAGGGAUGUUUAGUUGUGGAGGACCAAGGUUCUGAUAAUGUACUCAAAACUUUGCAGAAAACCGUGGAGGUUGACAGUAUACAUGAUAGUUGUUCAUCAUCAAAAUCAAACAUAGAACUUGCAUUAGAUUCCCUUAAGGGUGAAAUAGAUGACAAUGGUGAUUGCUCCUCAAGCACAAUUGCUCUGGAGUUCAGAAGGGAUGGACUAUCAGAGAGAGAUAUAUGCAUCUCUAUGCUGAGAUGUGCAGAGCUACUUCAACCUAGUGGGACUGCUUUAGUUGGAGACAUUGGGACUGGCAGUGGUAGCAGCUAUACCAGGGCAUGCAAAAUUUGUGCUUGUCAGGAAUCUGCACCAAAUAUGCUAAUUUGUGAUAAUUGUGAAAAUGCAUUUCAUGUGCCUUGUUGCAACCCCCCAAUAAAGGAAAUACCAGAAGAUGAGUGGUUGUGUCAUUCAUGUUUGAGAAAAAAGCAAAAGUUUCUCAAGGAGACAGAUGGCAGUUGUAGAGAAGUGAAAAACAAUCUGAUAUCAUUGAUGUUGAGAGAUGGUGAGCCUUAUAAGAGUAGUGUUGCAGUUGGUAAAGGUUUUCAAGCAGAAGUGCCAGAAUGGUCAGGACCAAUUAAUAACAGUGAUGUUGAUAGAAUUGGUGAACCACUGGAAAUAGAUUCUUCAGACUAUAGUAAUUUGCAUGAUCUGAAUCACAUCAUGCUUCCUAAAUCCAACUCAAUUGGGAACUGGCUUCAGUGCAGAGCUGUCAUAGAAGGCAUAGGAAAAGAUGUUGAUGGAACAAUCUGUGGAAAGUGGCACAGGGCUCCCCUUUAUGAAGAGCAAACCGAUGACUGGGACUGCUUCAGUGCUAUCUUUUGGGAUCCAUACCAUGCUGAUUGUGCUGCACCUCAGGAGCUGGAAACAGAUCAGGUUUUGAAGCAACUUAAAUAUGUGGAGGCGAUGAGAUCUCAGAUAUCUGUUAAACGGCAAAAACUAAGUCACGGCAAGAACCAUACUUGACAAGUUCACAUAAAUGUGACAAGAAAGUGGUUGCAGACCGCUUGAAAUUUUGGUGGGUACCAUGUAACUACAUAGCAUAGGUAAUGUAAGAUGUUUUACAUUUGAAAUACUCAUAGGUCUGGAUUUUGCAAUUAGAUAUCUUCCUAAAUAGUUGUAAUUUUGCUGAAUUGACAAGGUGGCUUCAUGCACCAUGUUUCAUGGUUACUCAAUUAUGCUUUGCUGAAUUAUCUUUUUGACUAGUCACUACCAUCAAAAAGAAAACAAUCUUUCUUGG
Molecule: messenger RNA, 2138 nt
Organism: Rubroshorea leprosula
Lineage: Eukaryota; Viridiplantae; Streptophyta; Magnoliopsida; Malvales; Dipterocarpaceae
Source: the annotation of a GenBank genome assembly